This is a messenger RNA of Phytomonas sp. EM1, 1626 nucleotides long. The record is from the annotation of a GenBank genome assembly. Lineage: Eukaryota; Euglenozoa; Kinetoplastea; Trypanosomatida; Trypanosomatidae.
AUGAACUUCAACGCGGCGCAGCGCAUAGGGGCUCGUCCGGCGGUUGGCGAGGACCCCAACGCGUCGGUGUUGCUCCCCGAGUUGCUUCCACGCGAUCACGACAUCAUCCUGGUCGCCGGUGAUUUUAACUAUCGCGUGAACCUGACCUAUGACGAGGCGGUGGGGCUGGCCAGCCGUGGCGAAGUGGCCAAAUUGCUCAAAUAUGACGAACUCAUCCACGAGAUGGAGAACCCCCACUCGCCGUGGGCCGGCUUCCGCGACCUCACGCCGACCUUCCUGCCCACCUACCGGUUUAAUAUCGGCACGAAUACCUACGACACCAGCGGAAAGCGCCGGGUGCCGAGCUACACGGACCGUAUUUGUAUCUGGACGAAACGUGAGGGGAUGCAAGAGCUGGUGAAGGUCGACCGCCUCCGGGCCCUCAGCGAGGUUCUCAUGAGCGAUCACAAACCCGUGCAGGCGCAGCUGCGGUUGCCCGUACGGGUGGAGGUCCCGCUCAAGAAGAGUGAAGUUACGCGGCGGCUGCGGGAUAACGUCCGGAGGCUCGGCCUGGAUCGCGCUUCCAGCACGCACAUCUCGGUGAACCCGUCCGUUCUCGAUUUCGGAACGCAUAAGCUGAAUCAGUGUGAUGUGCGGUUAUCCUUCAAGGUGUCGAAUACAGGGCCAUGCGCCGCCGUGGUUCGAAUCCUGCGGCAGUGCCUUGCAGACGUCUGGGAGGGCACGUGGCUGUGCGUAUCGCCGCUGGAUUUCGUCGUGGUUCCCGGCGAAGCCCAGGAGGUGGAGGUGGUGGUGAAGAUCCAUCCGGGGUCGACGCCGUGGCUAUCGCGCUGGAUACCGUUUAACUGCCAAGUCCAGCUGGAGGUGUCGUCGAUUUUGAUGGUCUGCGUGCGCAAUGGUCCACUGGCCUGUGUGGAGUGCAAGACCGUGUUCGAGCCCAGCAUCCUCGGGAAUAGCCUCACAAGCCUGAUGUUGCUCGGUUCCGAGCCCUGCACGAAGGCGUACGCGCGGAACGAAGACCUGAGGGAGGUGCUUUUUAUCCAAAAGCCGCAUGUCCCCAAGGAAUUUUGGCACCUCGUCAACGUCAUCGUUGCGCAUCCAUGCGUGCCGGGGUUGUUCACGAAGUCCUCAAAGUUGGAAAAGUGCAAGCAGAUCAUCGAUGAGCUGGAUUCGGUCGGGGCCUUACCGCAGGGCACGACAGAUGCUCACUCCGCUGCCGAGUGCCUGUUGAAGUUGCUCCACAACCUGCAGGAGCCGGUGAUUCCAUUCGAGCACUAUGAGGCGGCUCUGCGUGCAGGUGAGAUAUGCGGUAAAGCCCCACUGAUCUUUCUUUCCACACUCCCCACGAUUCACGCAAAUGUGUUUAUAUACAUCAUGGGGAUGCUGAAUUUCCUUCUACGUCCAGUAAACGCACGUAGUAAUGGGCUGACGAUCGAGCUAGUAGCCCAAAUCUUCAGCAACGUGCUUAUUGCUCCCCCGCCAAUUUCCCAAGGACGGAUUCAUGAACGCCUCCGACAAGGUGGUGGUGUCGAUCAACACGUUCGAAGACAAAUCCAACGUGAGAAGAAGGCAGCGCGUUCGCUGCUGGAGUUCUUCUUAAGCUCUCCACCCGCCCUCCUCCAGUAUUGA